Messenger RNA from Parastagonospora nodorum SN15, 519 nucleotides. RefSeq lists its product as hypothetical. Bases 1 to 519 code for a protein of 172 amino acids. Lineage: Eukaryota; Fungi; Ascomycota; Dothideomycetes; Pleosporales; Phaeosphaeriaceae. The transcript is spliced from 3 exons. The record is from RefSeq and is a predicted model, not a curated record.
AUGUUCAUCUCGACCAUUUCUGCGAUACCAGAAUACACCAACAACACGGCGCCCGGCCCCGCGAUUCCAUUGCCCACUGCAGCCUCGUAUCACAGUACCUGGUGUCAUUAUGACCUCCAGCUCUUCCAAGAAUGCCGCAUCACGCCAUUAGGAUCCUACGUCAUCCGAACACUCGGCAACAUCUUUGCCAUUAGAGACGAACGCAACAAUACUAUCACCACCUACUCCGAAGGCAUGGGCAUGAUCGAUGCUCCCACCAGUAUGGAACGACUCGUACCUGGCACGGACCUUUGGCUCAGCAUGCAGUAUGGCACCGACAACACGACGUAUUUCGGAUUUGGUACUUCGAAGUGGAAUGACACAAGAAAAGAAACCAUAAACACCACUGGAUGGUGUAAUCCGGAGCCCUGGACGAAGAAGGAUAUGCAAUGUGGAGUGUUAUCUGCUGAUUACUUCAGGCGAGUUUCGGCUACGGCAAAGCAAAGCAACGUAUUUGUGGAUGGCUCCAGUAUUAUCUAA